This is a messenger RNA of Cryptosporidium muris RN66, 1182 nucleotides long. RefSeq lists its product as uncharacterized. The transcript is spliced from 3 exons. Lineage: Eukaryota; Apicomplexa; Conoidasida; Eucoccidiorida; Cryptosporidiidae. The record is from RefSeq and is a predicted model, not a curated record. Bases 1 to 1182 code for a protein of 393 amino acids. Gene Ontology annotation, cellular component: dynactin complex; cytoplasm. Gene Ontology annotation, biological process: mitotic spindle organization.
AUGUUACGUUCAUCUGAAGAUACGGUCUUUGAAUAUGAUCCAGAAUUAGGAAAUAACAGUGGUGAUCAAAAAAGUACUAAAGAAACUGAUAAUCAAAUUAAAAAUAUGCAAGAGUCAACUUCACGAAGUGAUAAACAAUCAAUUCUAGGUGAAGUUUUAAAGACUGACUACUUAAAACUGAUACAAUCUGUAGCAUCUGAGAAGAAUAUUAAAGUUGGUAGAUUAGCUCCACCCAAUAUAAGUACUGAAAGUUACCAAGGUGCUUUAACACGAAUUAAAGUUGAUCUUGACGAAAUUAAAGAAACUAUAGAGACAACUCAGAAAAUUAUAGAUAAAGAUGAAGAAAUUUCUCAAACAACACUUUUUUCUAAUCCAGAUAUAUUACUAGGUGAAAUUGAGCAGUUAAAAAAUCAAUUGAAUAUACUUGCUAGCAAACAAGCAUCAUUUAGUAAUCAAUUACCUUCUUCCGAUUCAUUAAAGCAGCAAACUAUAUCUUUUAAAGAUAUAAUUAAUGAGUUGUUACACUGUGCCAAUACAUUAAAAUCAACUAAAUACCUUCAAAAUAAUUCCGAUAAUACUACAAAUAUUGAUGAAUUAAAUAAAGAAAAUAAUGAAAAUUUAACUGAAGUAUCAAUAGUAUGUGUUGGAGAUAAUAAUUCAAGUUUAAAUUUGAAGGAUUUGGUUGAUCUAGAACGACGUAUCUCUUUAAUAGAAUCAUAUCUUGGAAUUGACCAACUUUCUACAAUGCCUUAUUCAGAUAUACAAUCAGCAAUUAAUGAUAUGACUCAAAAGUUAUCUCUGCUUGAUUCAAAUAGAUUGGAGGGUAUUUUCCGUCGUGUUCAGGCACUUUCCUCAUCUAUUGAACAAUUAAAUAAGAAGAGAAGAGAUUUAAAUGAUAAAUUGUUUGAUGAAACUGAUUCUACAAGAAUCACUAAAUUAUAUGAUAUACUUCAACAAUGGAAAUCUUCUGGAGCUAUUUUACCAUUUAUUCUUGAACGUUUAAAACUACUACAAAUAUUUCACCAAGAUAUGGCUCAGAUAAAUUCUCGUAUUGCAGUUAUGGAAUCACAACAAUGUGAUAUUGAAAAGAUUCUUGAAACUUGCAAACUUUCUUUUGAAAAAUUAAAUAAUACUAUUUCAUUAGCUUGUAAACAACUUCAAAAUAUUCAGAAUAUCAACUAA